Molecule: messenger RNA, 2560 nt
Organism: Tinamus guttatus (white-throated tinamou)
Lineage: Eukaryota; Metazoa; Chordata; Aves; Tinamiformes; Tinamidae
Source: RefSeq, a predicted model, not a curated record
AUGAAGGUUACCAUAAAGAAUAUUGAGAGAGAACUCAUUUGCCCAGCAUGCAAGGAAUUAUUUACCCAUCCGCUGAUCCUUCCUUGUCAGCACAGUAUUUGUCACAAAUGUGUGAAAGAAAUUCUCUUCACCCUCGAAGACUCUUUCACCGAUGCAGGCUCCGAAUCCUCUAAUCAGAGCAGCCCUCGAAUUCGAAUGCAUUCUCCAAGCAUGGACAGAAUCGAUAGGAUUAGUAGAGCAGGCAGAAAACGCAAUUCCCUGACUUCUAGAACAACUAUGUUUCCUUGUCCUGGCUGUCGACAUGAUAUUGAUCUGGGAGAACGUGGCAUCAGUGGCUUAUUUCGAAACCUUACUUUGGAAACCAUUGUGGAAAGAUACAGGCAGGCAGCCAGGGCAGCCACAGCCAUUAUGUGCGAUUUCUGCAAACCUCCGGCUCAAGAGUCCACCAAGAGCUGCAUGGACUGCAGUGCAAGCUAUUGCAAUGAAUGUUUCAAAGUGUACCACCCCUGGGGAACUGUAAAAGCCCAGCAUGAGUAUGUGGGACCAACCACCAACUUCAGACCCAAGAUUUUGAUGUGUCCAGAACAUGAAAUGGAGAGAGUAAACAUGUACUGUGAAAUCUGCAGAAGGCCCGUUUGUCAUCUUUGUAAACUAGGUGGAUCUCAUGCAAACCACAGAGUAACAACUAUGAGCACUGCCUACAAAACUCUUAAGGAGAAGCUUUCAAAAGAUAUAGAAUACCUCAUCAGUAAGGAGAGCCAGGUAAAAAGUCAAAUCUCGCAGCUGGGCCUCCUGAUUAAGGAAACAGAGUGCAAUGGUGAGAGAGCUAAAGAAGAAGCAUCUCAAAAUUUUGACAAACUGUUUGAUGUUCUACAAGAGAAGCGAUCAGUAGCUCUCAGGGCAAUUGAAGCAUCUAAGAAUUUAAGGCUGGAGAAACUACAAACCCAAAUAGAGGAAUAUCAGGGUCUCCUAGAAAAUAACGGCCUUGUAGGAUACGCUCAAGAAGUGCUCAAAGAAACUGAUCAGUCUUGUUUUGUCCAAACAGCAAGACAGCUCCAUGUCAGGAUUCAAAAAGCUACCGAAUCUCUGAGAAGCUUCAGGCCAGCAGCUGAAACUUCUUUUCAAGACUUUGUAAUGGAUGUAGCAAGGCAAGAAGAGGUCCUUGGUGACUUGUCUUUCUAUUCCAAUGGUCUAGAUGUGCCAGAAAUCAAUGAAGAAAAGAGCAAAAUAUACAACAAGGCUGUGAUCAGUUGGGAAAAUCCUGGAAAAGCAGAUUCAGCUGAUAUCUAUGUCCUUGAGUAUAGGAAGCUUAAUAAAGAUGAGGAGAGUGCAACGUGGCAAGAGAUCGAAGUUUGCAGCAAGAGCAAAGUAAUAUCUGAUUUUGAUAACAACAGUAGCUAUGCCUUUAGAGUCCGAGGAUACAAAGGGUCCAUCUGCAGUCCUUGGAGCAGAGAAGUUAUCUUGCAUACACCUCCAGCUCCAGUUUUUAGUUUUCUUUUUGAUGCCAAAUGUGGGUACAACAGCGAACAUCUCCUCCUGAAUCCAAGAAGAAGUUCUGUGGAAAGCAGGGCUGGAUUUCCCCUUCUGCUAGGAGCUGAACGCAUACAGGUUGGAUGUUACACGACCUUGGAUUACAUCAUUGGUGACACUGGGAUUACCAAAGGGAAGCAUUUCUGGGCUUUUCGUGUGGACGCCCACUCAUACCUUGUCAAAGUGGGAGUUGCCUCUAGCGCCAAGAUACAGGAAUGGCUUCAUAGUCCCCGUGAUGUGACCAGUCCAAGAUAUGAACAAGACAGUGGUCAUGACAGUGGGAGUGAAGAUACCUGUUUUGAAUCAUCACAGCCUUUUACACUCGUCACUUUAGGCAUGAGAAGCUUCUUUAUCCCCAAGGCACCUGCUGCCCCCAAAGAUUCAGCAAGCAGAAUUCUUCCCAUGCCAUCGUGCAUAGGGGUCUGCCUUGACUAUGACAAAGGCAAGGUUGGAUUCUAUGAUGCAGAUCAUAUGGAAUGCCUUUAGGAGCACCAGGUGGACUGCUCUGAUAUAAUGUGUCCAGCUUUUGCUUUAAUGGGUGGCUCAGGAAUUCAUCUUGAGGAAGCCAUCAUAGCAAACUGCUUGGAGUUGGAAGAUGACAUAUAAUACGGUGAUUUCUUCCCAUUGCUGUUUUGAGAUGGAAAAUGAGAACAGAGGCGUACUGCCUGAGCGUUCAGUCCUAAUUAAUUACAUCAUAUUUAAGUGCUGCACACAAGCCUUUGGGUCAUGUUUUUUUAAGCAAACGGCCCAGCUGCUUCUACAAAUGGGGAACGUUCUUCCUUCUAUUACUCUCUUGCCUUUCUUGUGAUCUGUGCGAUGCUCUUCUCCACAGACUUUCUUCCAAAGGGGAGGCGGUUGGGAAGAAAUUUGACUAGCAACCAAAAUUACUCCUCGGGGUGGAAAUCUGCCUUUUAAGUAAUUCAAAUCCUUACACAGUUAGUUUUGCAUUAACGGAGUUGAGGUUGCCAGUGUGUGACUGCCAUUAUAAUUUAAGAAAUCUGCCUGAGUGCAUUUGAGUGGUCAGAUGCUU